CACCUCUCAGCUAGACGGACAGUCGAAAGCUACGGGCAGAGAGAGAUUGUUGACGUUUUGUUUUGGUCGCUUUUGUCCGGAUUUUUUGGACAUUACUGCGACAGUAUCCGCAGAUCCAGAAUCCCGCUCCUCGACUCUACCAUCACGCCUCAGUGCGGGGAUCCAGCAAAGAUGAAAUGGAUGUUUAAAGAGGACCAUUCCCUCGAGCACCGAUGUGUGGAGUCAGCCAAAAUACGCAACAAAUAUCCUGACAGAGUACCGGUGAUAGUGGAGAAGGUCUCUGGCUCGCAGAUAGUGGACAUUGAUAAGAGGAAGUAUCUGGUGCCCUCUGACAUCACAGUGGCCCAGUUCAUGUGGAUCAUCAGGAAACGCAUCCAGCUGCCUUCAGAGAAAGCCAUCUUCCUCUUCGUCGACAAAACCGUUCCCCAGUCCAGUCUGACUAUGGGCCAGCUCUACGACAAGGAGAAGGAUGAGGACGGCUUCCUGUACGUGGCCUACAGCGGAGAAAACACCUUUGGUUACAGCAAGGCCUUUUAUACAACACGUGGUUAAAGCUUACCUAUAUACCAGUCUCUCUCUCUGUCUCCCACACACACACACACACACACACACACACACACAGACACACACACACAUGCUUUAGUUUCUCUCAGUCCGGUUUUGUUGUCACAGAUAUUUGUUGUUGAGCUGAAUAUGCUGGUGCACAAUUUUUCAGACAUUUCAGGCAUUUACAUGUGUUACACGAGUAAUGCACCUACACACUUGGCACAGUCAUUUCUGGGUCAUUUUUGAUACUAAAAACACACAUUUAUGGUGAAAAUUAGUGUCAACAAAUGUUUGAAUUUGACAGUUAACAGUCUUUUUGUUAUAAUUACUGCUUAAAGGUCAGUUGUGGAGAGAAAUAUCUUUAACACUGCCAUAGAUAAGAGUAAUAAUUAUAUACAUUAUUGGUGCGUCAGUUAUCAUUAGUUCAAUAUCAACAUCAAUAUUAGACUAAAGAAACUCAUUUAAGGCUUUGACACACACACACACACACACACACACACACACACACACACACACACACACACACACACACACACAUACAUACAUACAUACAUACAUACAUACAUUACCCAGCCAUGCUUUAGUUUCUGUCAGUCCGGUUUUGUUGGCACAGAUAUUUGUUGUUGAGCUGAAGUGAGAGAGAAAUCCUAUAAUCAUGUGACUCAGAAUCAUUAAUCAUAUUAUGGACGUAUUUAUAUGGCUCUUCAUAUCAUGUAUAAAAACUUCAGUAUGUGAUUUAACUCCACAGGUACACUCAGCACUGCAAUAGGCAAUGAGAAGGACUAUAAGCAUGUGAAAGAAGGCAGCUCAAGCUGUCGGGGCAGUGGGUGACUGGAAGCUGGUGAGGAGGCAGUCAGUGUGUAGAGUGUGUCCCGCUCAGGGCCGGGGCCCAGCACCAGUCCCUGGGUUGUAACUGAGUGCUACUCAGUCUUAGCUGUCAUAUAUUUGCACAUUAUGUUGACUGAAUAGACGUCAGCACCCCCCCAGGACUCAGACUCAUGAUGCCAACAGCAGGUCAUGAACCUCAGUGAACUGCUAAAGAACUCCCAACACUUUCCUUGAAGUUUAUUGUGUUGAAUUGUGAUAUUUUUUUACGUCGUCUUCACGGGGGCAACAAUCUGAAAAUUACAACCAUUUAAAUGGAAAAGAGUCAGUCAGUUCCUCAUCUUAUAUUAGAGAUACCCGGUGAUGAGGUGUUACACGUUCUGCCUCAACCUGCAGCGUCCACCUCUACAUUCCUACGUUCCCCAGAAUGCCUCUGCACAGCUUCCAUGAACAUGUGUAGCUUAUCAUCCUUUUUCACUGUGUAACUCAUUAUAUUAACAGUGGCUGCAUUCCAUUUAGUUGUCCAGUUCUAGGUUACACAAAUCAGUGGGGAUUUUGACACAUCUAAAUGGAAUGGAGUCAUUGUUCAUGUUAUUAAUUACACCUGUGAUUCCCCUCUAAGAGGUUUGUUGCUUCAUUCUGACUUGUCAGACUCAGUUGUAUUUGUGCUGCGAUGUCCCUGUCAAGUACAUAGGAAAAUAAUGCAGUGCAUAAUAUAAUGGCCUGAGAUUAUGAGAUUGAGAUGCGCUGCAUGGACAUGACCAAAGCCCUGACGAUAGUGGAGGAUUAAAGGGAAACGCUCUGCUGUACCCCUGAGCUCUGUGGAGCUUUCAAGCCUGUUUCAGCUCAUUGUUUUGGUUUGCUGGUUCACAGGUCCCUGGGUCCCUGGGGCCAGUUUCACAAAGACAGACUGUGACUGUGUUACAAUGAAUUCUGGUUAAUUUAAGACUUCUUUCAGUAUAAAAAAAAAAUGGCUGACCAAGGAACCACAUCCAACCUCUCAGCUCUGAUUACCCAGCAGAAAAUGUUUGGACGUUUUACUUGAGAAAUUCAGUGAAGAAAGAAAAAAAGAAAAAUCUGAUUCGGAAAAAACAAAUUCUCUGCGGUCUCUAGAAACUCUUUCCCUUCUCUUUGCUCUCUCCAUAACAGUGUUAGCAAACCACUAAUUAUGAACCAUGUUUUCCUGUCCAUGAUUUUCUGAUUAACAUCAGACUGAUCUGUGAGCCACAUGAAGACUGGACCAACACUACAGACCAGUCUCACACAGCUUGGUGAAACUGGCCCCAGAACAGAGCUGUAAGCAGAGUGAAUAUUCGACUUAAAUUCAUUAGGUGGACACCAGUCCCACUUCAAAUGAAGUCUAAUGUUACUCCAUGUCUCCUGGAUGUGUAAAUAUGCAACAGUUAGCUAAUAUGUUAGCCAAACAACUUGAUAAGGUCUUUUAUAUUUGUACAGUACCUUCCAACUUACGGUUUAAUUUGGCCAAAGACAAAUGACAUGUCAACACAGGUACUGGUAUUGGCUUUAGAAGAGAGUGUGUCCAGUUCUAAGAAACGCUGUGUUUUGGUGUAAAACCUUGCGCCACACUGUGAUUCCCAUGAACUGGAUGGCUAACAAGCUUUUUAGAGGUUUUUUUUUUUAAAGGCAUUCUGGAAAAUGUAAGAAAUUGCUCCCUGCAGCCGAAGUAGAGAAAAAAGGGUCAUACAGUAAUUCAACAUGUAGCACUAGAGGAGAAUCUUAUAAAGACUUACCACUCACCAAAACAACUGUUUACACCCCACUGAGAAAACAAACAUGGAGGCCGCUGCAUUGCCUCGCUUCUGGUUUCACAUGUGUCCAGUAUGUAGAACUGAUCCAUGUUCAAGUCUUUAGGGUAACUGCUGAAACACUGUGAGCCAUCAGCACAUCAUAAUAACAACAGAAGCAUUAUUAUAGUGUAGUUUUCUUCCUUAUGUUCCUGGACUUUGUGUGUCAUGAGAUUGUCACACGAGGUAGAGAUACACAAUAUUUGACCCUGUCCCUGAUGAUUAAAGUGUUUUGGACCACAGAAAGAAUAUAUGACACUGCAAUUCACAAAUCCAAUAUUUCAAGUAAAGCGUUGGGUCUCAGGUGUAAAACCAGAACCACUGUUAUGUUUCUUCUCUUCACUCAGACGGCUCUGAAGCUGACGUUUCGGCUGCAGCUGUAGUUUUUGGUGCUGAAUCAGAGCAACACAUCUGGUGUGUUUCCACACUUUACCCAAUCCAUCCAAGCAUUCGUGUGUGUGCACCACAAAGCUGAUUCAGGCAUUUAAACAUGGUAUGUAGAUGUGUAAUAUAUUGAUGGAAUGCUAUGAUAUUGAGGAUUGUUUUAUUUCAUCAGUGUUGUAUGAUCGUUAUAUAUAUUAAUGACAUAAUGGAAUUUUAGAUAUUUGAAAAGGUAAGGUAGCUGGAAGACCUGACCAAUAAAAGUGAAUGUAAAAUGAA
Messenger RNA from Seriola aureovittata, 3836 nucleotides. It is a transcript of the gene gabarapl2, whose product is annotated as GABA(A) receptor-associated protein like 2. The record is from RefSeq and is a predicted model, not a curated record. NCBI's taxonomy places the organism in Eukaryota, Metazoa, Chordata, Actinopteri, Carangiformes, Carangidae. The coding region runs from base 172 to 552 and encodes 126 amino acids. Gene Ontology annotation, biological process: cellular response to nitrogen starvation; macroautophagy; autophagosome assembly. The transcript has 4 exons. Gene Ontology annotation, cellular component: autophagosome; autophagosome membrane; cytosol. Gene Ontology annotation, molecular function: ubiquitin protein ligase binding.